GUGUCAUUCCACUCGCAUUCAUUUCGUUUGAUUAGAAGGCUGUACUAUUCGUUCUUCGCAGUUUUUGUUCGUUUUCGUCGCUUAAUUGUCAAAAUAGUUUUAUUGUAAUCACGUCACGAAGCACCUCUAACACUUGAAUAUUCAUAGAUAGUGAUUGUGUUAAAAACAUGUCGUUAAUCGUGUAGUGAUUUUGUGUUUUUAUUCAGUCAUUAAUUAUCAAGUCCAAAGUGCGUGUUUUAAAAUAAUAUUUUGUGUGUUGUGAUUAUAAUUGAUACGUGCCAAAUAUGUCUCUGGAAGAGAAAUUUAAUGCUGCGGUCAAUGUUAUCCGUAGCUUGCCGAAGAGCGGGUCGUACCAGCCGAGCAAUGAGUUGAUGCUUCGUUUCUACAGCUACUUCAAACAGGCGACGGAAGGCACCUGUGAUAAGCCCAAACCUGGUUUCUGGGAUGUAGUCAACAGAGCAAAAUGGGAAUCAUGGAACAAACUGGGCAACAUGACGCGAGAAGAAGCCAUGCAGGCCUACGUAGAUGAAUUACACAAGAUAGUAGAAACGAUGUCAUACAACUCUGACGUGGCGUCCUUCCUCUCGGUGGACGACGACGAGCAGGGCUUCCCCAACACCGACCUGGAGCUGGUCGCGGGCGACGUGCUGGCCAGGGUCCGCUCGCAGCAUAACUCGCCUGUCUGUUCUCGCUCGGUGAGCGGCGCGUCGUCCCCGGUCCGCGGCCCGUCGCCGCCGCCGCGCGCUCGACACGACUCCGACGACGAGUUCAUCGAUACUGUCGAUAGCGAGCCAGAAGCGGCGCCCCCUGCGCCUGCGCCGGUCCGUCAGACCGCGUCACGACUCAGCAACGGACACGCGCACCAGAUCACUUCACAACUUACACAUCUGAAGGUUUUGGAGCAGCUGCCGGGCACGCUGGCGCGGCUCGAGGCGGACGUAGCCGCUUUAAGAAAGGCCGUUGAGGGCGACCGCAGGAUAUUAGAUUCCGGCUGGCGCUGGCCGUGGCAGGAGCUGAGCGCGCCGACGCUGGCGCUGCUGCUGCUGUGGCCGCUCGUGGCCUACCGCCUCGUCAACAGGCAGCGGCGCACGUAACGUAACAAAACUCUUCAACUGCUAGCUAGUAAGGGAAUACUGGAUGUGACUCGCUCGCGCCGCGGCUUCGCCCGUGUCGAUACAGUUAGUGUAUUUUGUACAUUCUAUUAUAUUUCACGUCACUAUGUAUUUUAUUAGGUACACAUGCAGAACGACAGACGGAUAGACUUGUUUUGAAUAUAGGUCGUGGUUUGUCUCCGGUUGGGCAAACCUUAAAUAGAUAAAGUACCACAAUUAUACACUUACGUAUUUGUGAUAUCGGCCUGGAAGAUCCCACUGUUGGACAAACGCCUCUGUCAUAAAAAAAGAAAUUCUUAUAAGAUCAGUUUUUUGUCCGUCUGUUUGUCUGUCUCUCUGUUUUAGUUAGUGAAUUAGAUAACUUUAUAAUAUAUAUUUAUUGUGACAAUUAUAUUCAUAUCUCUGUUAUCAAGAAUAAAUGUAAUGUGACAAUUGAUUUUUAAUUUUUAAUAUACUGUGAGAAUUGACUUCAAAAUAUAAUGGUUUUCAACUAAGUGUCUUAAAAACGUAAAAUAUUCUCUUCAUUUCAAGCACUUUAAAACUAUAAAUACCUAAUGACAAAAAUAAAAAGUAGUACUCGUAUUUAUGUAUUUUGUGUCAAAUAAAAUACAUAGUGACAAUAUACAGAGUGUUUCAAAAGUACUUUGUCAUAUUUAAGUUUCGUGCUUGCCCGUGGAAAUAAACAAUUUCGAAACAAGUACAUAAAUGUAUUUAGUAAAAGAAUUGUUUUUCUCGUACUAAUAUCUAUAGCUAAUUGUAUUCUUCAUGAGAAUUGAGUUACUAUGGCUGGCAAAGAAAAUUGAUACUUUCUACGCACAUUAGUAACACUAAAAAAUAUGACCACGUACUUUCAUACCACCCUGUAUAUAUAGUUUAUACAUUACGAUGUUUUGGUUUAUGUAAACGCAUUAUUAUUGUGCAAUAUUUUCUAUUUUAUUUGACCAUAUAAACAAAAUUGAUUCCUAUGUCUGUACAGUAGGGUUGGUUUUUACAUAAUUUCUGUCACUGUUGUCAAAUAUACCAUUUACAAUGAAAGAUAUUUUAGACGAAGCGAGGAAUAUCAUACGAAUUUAAGUACAUUGCGGAGUCUUGUAGCUAUGGUAUUAAAAGUGAUGUAUCUUAGCCAGCAAUGUAUCCUAUUAUGUACAAUGUUUCUAGCUUCAACUAAAUGAGGUCUAAAGAGAAUUGAUUUUUGUUUUCAAUUGUUAAUGAUGGAAUAACUUGUCAUUCAAAUUAGACGCCUGGAAGAUAUUUUAUGUAUCUUCUUCCGUACUUAUCCGAUAGAUAUAGUAAAAUAUUUACUACUUGAAGAAAAGUUGGGGAAGGGAGUUUUUUAGCCCAGCUCUGUGUUAAGAAAAGCUAAGAGAAAAAAAAUACCAGCAUACCGUUACUGGGCACCGGUCUCUCUCCAUAUAGGAAAGUUUUGAGCAUCGAUCACCACGCUAGUUGGUGAAUUAUUAAUUGCUACGGCAUCAAAAUCUUGUCUUAUAAAAAUGAUCUUUAUCCUCCACAGAUUAAAGCUCUAAUUUGAAUAACAAGUUAUCUGCUAUUUUUUUUCUCUCAAUAUAAAAUGCGUUUGCAUUACCGUGUAUUGCAUUUUCAUGUUUAUUGUGAAAGUCUUGGCGAACAUGUAAGGGUAUUGGUUAUUAUAAGUUUAUUUUUAAAUUAAAUCCUAAAACAAUGAGUUAAACGUUAUGCCUCGACCAUAAAUUAUAGACAAUUGUUGUAUAAUAUAAUCUCACAAAAAGUUCAAGAAUUUGUGUCAAAGAAAAAAUAAUAUUAUGUAUGAAAAAUGUGUGUAAUUUUAAUGGUACCAUACAUUUCAAACGUCAUAUUUUACCCGUUAAUGUUAUUAGAAUAUCGUACAUAAUUACAUUAGGUGUUAGAUAGAAAAAUGACCUUUCUGCUUCUGUUAUAUAAAGACCACAUAUUAUUGUAAAUAUUUUUUCGCUUCGGACAGAUUGAUGUCUAUUCAUUUAAUGCGAAAUUGUUGUUUUUAUUUAUUUGUUCAAAUCAAUUAUUAGAUGCAAUGCAAAUUAUAUAUAUAUUCACGAAUAUUUUAUUAUUGUAUGUAACAUAAAUAAUAGUUCAAAUUGUUGGUACAUAAAGACCAAGACCUGGACCAAACAUUUGUCCAAUACACAAAAAAGGAAUGUACAAAUUUCAUUAGUACUCAAAGGAAACUUGGAACAAACAUUGGUUCCAAUCACAAAUAUUUAUCUCCAACCUUGGUCCAAGCUCUCAGUUCCAUAAUAUUUUAUCACAUUAAAUCGAUAUCGCAUUUAUCGAGGCAAACGUUAUGUAAAAUGU
Messenger RNA from Trichoplusia ni (cabbage looper), 3422 nucleotides. Its product is annotated as acyl-CoA-binding domain-containing protein 5. Gene Ontology annotation, biological process: fatty acid metabolic process. Gene Ontology annotation, molecular function: fatty-acyl-CoA binding. The transcript is spliced from 9 exons. The record is from RefSeq and is a predicted model, not a curated record. The coding region runs from base 285 to 1094 and encodes 269 amino acids. NCBI's taxonomy places the organism in Eukaryota, Metazoa, Arthropoda, Insecta, Lepidoptera, Noctuidae.